UGCAGAGUGGGUGACUUUCUGCCAGGAUCCUUUGGCCAUUCCUUCCUAGACGUCCUGUUCUAAACGCCUCCCGAUCCUUUCCUCCCUGCCUCACCACUUCCUGCCAUCGCCUCUGCGGCCUUCUGCGGCGGCGCAAGACCCUGCCCAAUCGAAAACACCUCACCGCUGAGAGGGGCAGGGAUUGGUCCCAUCUUCCUGAGGCCUCCGGGGAGGGGCGGGGCUUACAGUAGCUUAUCUGUACGUAUCGGCGGGGCGGUCCCAAGGCCGACGGAAGUGCUCUGUGUUGUUGCCGGAAGUGGGAAGAGAAAAGUUGUGAUGGCGGCUGCGACUGAAGCCGAGGAGGUGCCAGUUGGUAGCGUGGAGGAGGGGUCUGACCGGGCGGCGGAGGAACUGGCCGCCCAGAAGCGCGAACAGAGACUGCGCAAAUUCCGGGAGCUACAUCUGAAGCGGAAUGAAGCUCGUAAAUUGAAUCACCAGGAAGUUGUGGAAGAAGAUAAAAGGCUUAAGUUACCUGCAAACUGGGAAGCCAAAAAAGCUCGUUUGGAAUGGGAACUACAGGAAGAACAAAAGAAAAAGGAAUGUGCAGCAAGAGGGGAAGACUAUGAGAAAAUGAAGUUGCUAGAGAUCAGUGCAGAAGAUGCAGAAAGAUGGGAGAGGAAAAAGAAGAGGAAAAACCCUGAUCUGGGAUUUUCUGAUUAUGCUGCUGCCCAGUUACGCCAAUAUCAUCGGUUGACUAAGCAGAUCAAACCUAACAUGGAAGUGUAUGAGACGCUGAGAGAAAAACAUGGAGAAGAGUUUUUCCCAACAUCCAACAGUCUUCUUCAUGGAACACAUGUGCCUUCCACAGAGGAAAUUGAUAGGAUGGUCAUAGAUCUGGAAAAACAAAUUGAAAAACGAGACAAAUAUAGCCGGAGACGUCCUUAUAAUGAUGAUGCGGAUAUUGACUACAUUAAUGAAAGGAAUGCCAAAUUCAACAAGAAAGCAGAAAGAUUCUAUGGGAAAUAUACAGCUGAAAUUAAACAGAAUUUGGAAAGAGGAACAGCUGUUUAAUUCCAUCAGGAACUGUUUUUAGAAGUUUGAGAAUGGAGUGAAAAUUUCUGCUAGCAAAUUGAAGUUCUCUUAAAUUUUAUUAGUUAACCAGAACUUAGUCUAUACCUUCCCACUCAGCAUUUAGAAAUAAAAAUGUUUUUUCUUAAACAUAUACUUCCAUGUAUAUUUCCGCAUUUUUUGCACUUGGAUAUAAGAAGUAUUUCUUGUAGUGAAGUUGUUUUGUAAAAAUCUACUUUGUAUAAAUUCUAAUUAUAUUAUUUUUCUAUGUA
Molecule: messenger RNA, 1319 nt
Organism: Galeopterus variegatus (Sunda flying lemur)
Lineage: Eukaryota; Metazoa; Chordata; Mammalia; Dermoptera; Cynocephalidae
Gene: SYF2
Product: SYF2 pre-mRNA-splicing factor
Exons: 7
Coding region: 316-1050 (244 amino acids)
Cellular component (GO): catalytic step 2 spliceosome; post-mRNA release spliceosomal complex; Prp19 complex
Source: RefSeq, a predicted model, not a curated record